GUAUAUUAGGUAAAAAACGGUAGUCUGUGUUUUGUAUCGUCAUUUUCUACGUUUGUUUGUCAUACUGUUAGUAGUGUUGAAGGAAGAGGUUUUGAUCCUUCGUCGAAACAAUCAAUUUUGGGGGUGUUUGUGUGUGACGACAACGAUGAUGAUGAUGAUGUCACAUAUCUUCAAGGCUGCUCACGUCACCAGUCAUUCCCGCUCAAUACUGAUGACUAGUUAAUGUUGAACGAGCUUAAUAAAGAGGUGGUAGAUGUGGUUUAGGGUCCGGCAGAAGAGAAGAAGCUGCUACACGCUCCCCUGGUCACGUCUCACCCUUCAAGGACGACAUUUGUAAUAUUUAGACAAUCCAAAUCUUAUUGUUUUUUGUAAUUGUAAGUUGUUGUUCGUCAGAGUGUAAUUAUAACAAUAAAAAGACUCGUUUGAUUUCGCGGUGAUUCACUAAAAAAAAAAAGAGAUACGUUUUUGUAAGUGUAGUUAUGAAUAUUACGUGGUUACGUUUUCUUAAUUAUACGUACAGUAGUUGAGUUUUUGUACCUUAUACUGUGGUCGUAUAUUUUGUAAGGUGGUGGCUGCGUCUUGUAAGUGUUCGUGGUUGCAUUUUUUGUAAGUACGAGGGGGUGGAUGCGCGUUCUUGUAAGCUCCUACCCCCUUAAACUCGCUCAUUUAGUGUGUUCAGACACCUUUGGUAAUAAGGUGACCCCCAUCCCCCCAUAAUACUUACUUCCAAGACGUGAACUCGUCACUCAUUGGUCGGUCCUCUCAGUGAACUUACCGAGCUUGGACUGUAAGAUCAUUGGUUGACUCCUGGUGCUGCUCACUUCAUCGACUCACAAUCGUUGUAGGUCAUAUACAUAUAUAUAUUUACACACACACAUAUAUAUAUUGUAUAGGCUCACUGAUAAAACACUUCCUUUAUAAUCUCUGGUCAUCUUAUUGGCCGACAAAGGGUAUUAUUGAAGUCACAGGCUAAGAAGUCCUUUAUUCAUUAGUGUUUAGGCUCUUUAAUUAUUUAGUAUUUGCGUGUGACAGUUGUGUUGGUGGAGGUUGGUUGAUUGGCGAGUGUGGCGAUGAGUCUUUAGCUCGGCGUCAGUCAGUGACAAGUGGAGGUGCUAUUUAAAUGACAGGUCUCGUGGCGAUCAUUACUUCCCCAUUAGUUCAAAGCUUCGCAUGAUUAAUUGAUGGAGGAGGGUAGAAGGAGGCUGUGAUUUGUCUUGGUUUUUGUUCCCGUGUCUGCGUAAGGACGCGUAUCAUUUGUUUGUUGAGGCUGUUAAACGGCUCAGCUGGUAGGAGUAAGGCCGAGGGCUGCAGGCUGGUUGAAGUGGAUAAACAGCCUCUCUGAAGGAGUAUUGGUGAAGUUGUGUUGGAGGAAGUGUAGCCUCCCAGGGGCGUGAUGAGCCAACCACCACCGGCUCAGCCCCCCCGUCGGGCCGUCCCGAGGGUGUUCCGUCGACAGAACAGCUUCGCCGGUUUCCCCAGUGCUACACUUAGCAUCUUUAAUAACAACAAUAAUAAUAACAAUAACAACAACGGAAGGAACUCCGGUAAAACAGGGUUACCUCCUGCCUCCACUGCAGCGGAGGUAACAUCAGCAGGAUAUACACAACCUAGUCUGGUACCAACUACUGCAGGAGGGACAACUCUUGGGGCAAUUGCUUUUGGCGCUCCUUCUGCUGGGAUACCCACUUGUGGGGCAGCACGCGUAGCGGCGCCCCCUACAUCAGCUCAUGCCUCACUACCAGUAUACCAGCCACCACCGGCAGCCAGUAGACCCGUGUCUGGGUUUUACUCCCUUCCCAGACACAACCGCCCUGGCCACCUCAGCAGGGCCCUGGGUGUGGGGUUCCACUUGUUGGCCAGGACAACCCCACCGGGAUCUUCAGGCCCAACAGCGGCAGAGCAGUUAGGGAUCAACUCCCCGGCACUCCCUAAAUCACACCGGAGAAACUUGAGUGAAGGGAAUACCGGCGAAACCAUCACAUCCCUCCCAAUAACAAUUGGCUCUCUGCCCCGUAGUAAAAGUGGGACGAAAGACGCGAUACCACCGACGACGUCAUCUAGCGUGGGAGAACCAAAGCUCAAAUCAUCGACUAAGCGUAGAGAUGGGGAGGGCAAACCCCGCCGGAGGGACCCUGACUAUCAGUCAUUGCCUCGACGGCCUUCCAAGGAUCAGGCUUCCAAGCGAUCUCCCAAAGACGGAGAUUCUAAGAAUCAGAGCUCGGCGAAAAGACACGACACAGAGCCAAAAUUCCGGUCACUUCCGAGAAGACACGAGGGAGAGGCGAGAUACCAGGCGGUGAGCAGGAAGAGUGAGGGAGAUCCGAAGUACCAGUCGCUGCCGAAGAGACACAAUACAGAGCCCAGGUAUCAAACAUUUCCCAAAAGACGUGAUGCAGAGUCGUCCUCACAUCAUCCAUCGUCCCCUAAGAGACGCAGCACCGAAUCAAGCCAUCAAUCAUCGUCGCCCAAGAGACGCGACGUGGGGCCAGGAGCUCUUCCCUCCUCACCGAAAAAACGAGAUAUGGGGCCAGGUCACCUUCCCGGGUCCCCCAAAAGGCGUGACCCUGAGUGUAGCUUCCAUCAAUCUCUGUCACCAAAGAGGAGGAACACCGCCGACCUCAAGUACCAGCCGCCGCCGCCGCCCCCGAAGAAGUACGAUAUUGAUCCCAAAUACGAAAUGUUGCCCCCGAAGCGACCUGAAGUGGACCUUAAGUAUCAGACCUUCCCCCAGAAGAGACAUGAUCCAGAUCACUCCAGAUACCAACAUGCGGUACCACCCCCAAGGGCGUACGAUAUAGAUCCCAAGUACCAAGCGCUACCCCCAAAGAGAGAAGAACUUGACUUGCGAUACUACCCACUACCACCGCCGAGGUAUGAGGCGGAGGCGAAAUACCAAACCGUGCCCCCAAAGAGACGUGACAUGGAGCAAAGAUACCCCACCGUACCACCUAAGAAAUUUGGCAUCGACUUAAGGUACCAGCCACUCCCACCACCCAAGAGGUAUGAUACCGGCCCCAGGUAUCAGACGAUACCUCCCAAGAGGCACGAUGCUGAUCACCAAAGAUACCAUUACAUCCCUCCACCGAGGCCCGAUAUUGAACCACGGUACCAACACCCUCCACCGAGAAGGUUUGAUAUCGAUCCCAAAUAUCAGCCGUUGCCUCCUAGGAGACCCGAUAUCGAGCCCAAAUACCAGCAGCUUCCACCCAGAAGACCCGAUAUCGAGCCUCGAUACCAACAGGCCCCACCACGGCCGGAUAUCGAACCUAAAUACCAACCACUGCCACCUAGGCCAGAUAUUGAACCGAAAUACACACAGUUACCACUUAGGCGACCAGAUCCUGAUCCCAGAUACCAGCCAUUACCCCCGAGGCCCGAUAUCGAGCCCCGAUACCAGUCGCUACCACCCAGGCCGGAUAUUGAACCCAAAUACCAACCCUUACCACCGAGACCCGAUAUCGAACCUAAAUAUCAACCACUACCGCCAAGGCCCGAUAUUGAACCUAAAUAUCAGCCAUUGCCACCAAGACCCGAUAUUGAGCCCAAGUACCAGCCUUUACCACCAAGACCCGAUAUCGAACCCAAGUACCAACAGCUGCCGCCGAGACAUCCUGACGGGGAGUGCAAGUACCAGCCGCCGCCACCACCCAUACACCCCAACGGAGAGGCCAGGUACCACCCCUCACCCCCUGAGGCUGAGAUGUACCAACAACACCUACCAAGAAGACCCGAUAUUGAGCCCAAGUACCAGCCUUUACCGCCAAGGCCUGAUAUCGAGCCCAAGUAUCAACAGCUGCCGCCGAGGAGACCCGACGGGGAGGCCAAGUAUCAGCCACUUCCUCCAAGACGACCUGAAGUCGAGGCCAAGUAUCAGCCACUUCCUCCAAGACGACCCGAGGUCGAGGCCAAGUAUCAGCCACUUCCUCCAAGACGACCCGAGGUCGAGCCCAAGUAUCAGCCACUUCCUCCAAGACGACCCGACGUCGAGGCCAAGUAUCAGCCACUUCCUCCAAGACGACCCGAGAUCGAGGCCAAGUAUCAGCCACUUCCUCCAAGACGACCCGAGGUCGAGGCCAAGUAUCAGCCACUUCCUCCAAGACGACCUGAAGUCGAGGCCAAAUAUCAGCCACUUCCUCCAAGACGACCUGAAGUCGAGUCCAAGUAUCAGCCACUUCCUCCAAGACGUCCUGAAGUCGAGUCCAAGUAUCAGCCUCUUCCUCCAAGACGACCUGAGGUCGAGGCCAAGUAUCAACCAUUACCUCCAAGACGACCUGAUGGGGAAGGAAAGUAUCAAUCUCUUCCCCCAAGAGGGUCCGACUACGAGUUCCAACCUAUACCUACAAUCAAACAUGAAUCCGAGACCUCAUUCCAGCCACCGGUACCCAUGUAUGACUACGAGUUCCGACCAAUUCCAACAAUAAAACCCAAUUAUGAACAGGUGUAUACACCUAUGCCUCUUAGGAAACCCGAUGGUGAGAGCCACCCUCUGCCUCCUGUCAGUGGCGACUAUCAUCAUGUGGUGCAGAGUCAGCCAAAGCUACAGUCCCUUCCUCCAAGAACCCAUGGAAGUGAUGGAAGUGACGUUCCUUACACGACGGCGCCUCCAAUACCACGCACCACUGAUCUCCUCUAUCAACCCAUACCUCCUAAGGUGUACCAAAGCGACCCGUUGCACCAAGUACAGGUCCCCAAAGUGGUAGGUAACAUACCGCUCUAUGAGAGUAUCCCAGCGAAGUUAACAGGAACUGAGCCAGUUCCCGCCAAGGUGCCAGGGGUUAUACCUCUAUAUGAAGGAAUUCCUCCUAAGAUAAAAAUGCCUGAGCCAUCGUUCCAGCCCAUCCCUCCAACAGUAAGUGAGAGUGACCCUCUGUAUCAUACGAUGCCUUCACCGAUGUCACCUCUGAAGGCUGAUGAAGCCGAACCCUUGUACCAGUCUUCACCACCAAAGAUGAGCGCCAGUGAGCCUCUUUAUCAGUCGUCUCCCGACGCCCUGGAUGCCGAUCCGGUCUACCAGGCUGUGACUCCGCAGAUGAUCCAAGAUGUGAAGUCGAAUUACCAGCUGCUGCAACAAAGGAAACUGGAACAGGAUGCUAAGGCCUUGGCGGGGCCUAAGAGAACUAUCAAGGGAGACAAGUAUCACUCGCCAACAAAACGAACCUUCAGAGAGCGAGACAAUGAAUCAAAAUCUCAGUCUUCAUCGAAAAAAGGCUCUAAAGGUGAGCCCAAGUACCAGUCGCUGCCGAAGAGAAGAGAGAAGGAGAACGACGGUAAAUACCAAUCACUUCCACGUCGAGGAGCCCGACGAGACCCUCCGGCGCCUCCCCAGUUCCGCUGGACGCCUGGGGACGACGACGGAAUAUAUUCAAGUCUGGAAUACCCAAGUGAAGAGGGUCGUAGUGGAGGACCCAGCGAGGAUGAGAUCUACUCCAGCCUGACGACUACUGACGAUCCUGUGUAUCAGAGCGUGAGUGAAGCAUCUUACUCCCGCCCAGUUCCACCUCUGCCAGCACCUCUUAGGUACCGCCGGCGUGUGGACGACGCUCCUCCCCCUCUACCUCCGCCUCGCCUCACCACAGGACCCGUAGGAUCCCACAACCCACUGAUGUCUCCCGGGUCUGUGGUCUCCCCUCCCGUCCUUCCCGCUCGAACUCCUCGAGUAUCGUCAGCCUCUAACCAGAGGAUGUCGUACCCUGGGGGGAGCAGCACCAGCCCCAGCCCUAGCCCGGAGAACCUGUUGACGCAGUCGGCGCCGACCUGGCCACGACAACACCGGCCAGACAACGAGGAAGUUUACUCCUCUAUACCUUCACUGAUCAGCUCCACACCAGAGUCCCCCCCGGCGACUCUGCCUCGGGCGGCACAGAUUGGUCGUGUCGCUCCUUCAGCCUCAUGGAACUCGCUAGGAUCAUCCUGCAGAUCUUCGUGGGAUUCACUAGGAUCCUCGGUGAGAUCUGAAGGUAGCAAUAACGUCCGUCAGCGACGCCGGCGAGCGCGGUCUGACCCCAGGAUGGACGCUGGGGUACUGCACCGCUUGGCCUUCACCAUAUGGCACACAGCCUUACACAUCGAGAAAGAGAACAACAAUGACGCGGCAGUCUCGCAGAAACAGCCAACAAUAAGCAGUAGAAACAGUACCUUUCUUCGGGAGUACCUUGCCCUCAGAGUACCUAUCUCCAAGGAGUACCUUGUCCUCAGAGUACCUAUCUCGAAGGAGUACCUUGUCCUCAGAGUACCUAUCUUCUUGGAGUACCUUGACCUCAGAGUACCUAUCUUCAAGGAGUACCUUGCCCUCAGAGUACCUAUCUUCUUGGAGUACCUUGACCUCAGAGUACCUAUCUUCAAGGAGUACCUUGCCCUCAGAGUACCUAUCUUCUGGGAGUACCUUACCCUCAGAGUACCUAUCUUCUGGGAGUGCCUUGACCUCAGAGUACCUAUCUUUAAGGAGUACCUUGCCCUCUGA
Homarus americanus (American lobster) is the source of this 6460-nucleotide messenger RNA. Its product is annotated as titin-like. Lineage: Eukaryota; Metazoa; Arthropoda; Malacostraca; Decapoda; Nephropidae. The coding region runs from base 1394 to 6460 and encodes 1688 amino acids. The record is from RefSeq and is a predicted model, not a curated record. The transcript is spliced from 3 exons.